AUGGACAGAGCCUCACGGAACACGUCCACAAAUAAAGGGAACAAUGAUGACAUGGAGAAAGCGAACUCAGUCGUAAACCUCAGCCAACGCCAGCUAUCUAAAACGGAAUCAAAUAUAUUAGCCUUGGGUAUGAAUUUUGCCACUACCCCUUGUAAGAUCCCUGUGGAAGAGUUCAUACAAUCGAUUGAACCUUCUAUCCGCAAGAUGGAUAAAGAAAAGGCAUACAACAUCCGUUUCCAAAUACACCAAGUCUUGAAGCACUCGAAGCCUCCCAAAUCCAAUAUAACAAGACUUGAACACCAGGCUAUCAACAGCCUCCGCAAUGAUUCUUCGAUACACAUCCUAAAGGCAGACAAGGGUAAUGCAAAAGUCAUAAUGUACCGCACGGAGUAUGACCAUAAGGUUCAGGAUAUCCUCAACACAGAUAUCUAUACCCGCCUCAAGAAAAAUCCCAUUCCAGCAGUCGAAAGGAAAGUUGCCGCCAACUACUCUCCUUAA
Molecule: messenger RNA, 498 nt
Organism: Patiria miniata (bat star)
Lineage: Eukaryota; Metazoa; Echinodermata; Asteroidea; Valvatida; Asterinidae
Exons: 1
Coding region: 1-498 (165 amino acids)
Source: RefSeq, a predicted model, not a curated record